Molecule: messenger RNA, 1517 nt
Organism: Andrographis paniculata
Lineage: Eukaryota; Viridiplantae; Streptophyta; Magnoliopsida; Lamiales; Acanthaceae
Product: pentatricopeptide repeat-containing protein At4g38150-like
Exons: 3
Coding region: 135-1064 (309 amino acids)
Molecular function (GO): protein binding
Source: RefSeq, a predicted model, not a curated record
UCAUUUUAAUAUAUUAAUCAUUUCGUAUCGUCGUCUAUGCUUUUUCUUGGCUUCGUCGUGAUUUUCUUUUCCGGCCUCCGUCGACGUCGGCAGCUUCGUAGGAAGCUUUAAUCUCAUCAUCUUCCUUCCUUCAGAUGUCCACUGCGCUCAGAACUAAGCUGCGAUCUCUUUCCACAGCACAUCUCUUUCGCAACAUACGCACCUUUUCCUCUAUCGAUGAUAGUGGAGGGCGUUCUAGUAACCCCCCGGAACCUAUUCCUAACAGACCUCUGAGAAGGCAGUCUCAUCCAUCCCCAAGUUCUCGUCACCCAAAGUUUAACCCUAUCCGCGAAAAUGAUAACCGAAGUUCAAUUAAAGGCGAGACUGAUUCUGAUUUUUUGGAAAGGUUCAAGCUCAGUUUCGAGAGUAAACAGGAGCACCCCAACCCCAAAUCUGAGAUGGUGAAUAGAACUGAUCUGGAUGGGAAAUCAGAAACUGCCGAAACAGCAUCUGCUCCAGAGGAUGCCGAUGAGAUAUUUAAGAAGAUGAAGGAGACAGGGUUGAUCCCUAAUGCCGUGGCCAUGCUUGACGGGCUGUGUAAAGAUGGGCUGGUGCAGGAGGCAAUGAAGCUGUUUGGAAUGAUGCGGGAGAAGGGUACAAUCCCGGAGGUCAUCGUGUACACGGCAGUAGUGGAAGGCUUUUGCAAGGCUUGCAAGUUUGACGAUGCAGUAAGAAUUUUUAAGAAAAUGCAGAGCAAUGGAGUGGUCCCUAAUGUGUUCAGCUAUCAGGUUUUGAUUCGAGGGUUGUACAGUGGGAAAAGGUUGGAUGACGCGCACAGGUUCACGCUUGAAGCAUUGGAAGCUGGGCACUCCCCGAAUUUGGAAACUUUCACGGGAUUAGUCGAUGCGUAUUGCAGGGAGAAGGGCCUGGAAGAGGCAAAGAAUGUCAUUGGUUCGAUGAGGGAGAGAGGAUUUGCUUUCGAGGAGAAACCUGUCCGAGAAUACUUGGAUAAGAAAGGGCCUUUCUUGCCAUUGGUUUGGGAGGCGAUCCUGGGGAAGAAGGCCUCGAAGAUGUCUAUGUUCUGACGGGUUCUUCAUUCUCCUUUUAACUUGGAACUUCGAUGAAGUAAAUGUGGCACAUAGUUCAGGUCUACAUGGAAAUGGGGCAAUGAGCAUUCAACACUAGACAUCUUCGAAAUAGAAAAGAUUUCUCUUAUUAGAAGAUCACUUCUAACCGACUUCUAGAGGUAUGUGACGCGCUUUUUUUCUUUUUAACUAGAUGAACAAAACAGGAGUUCAAUUUCUUUCUUUCCUCUUUCGAAUCUACUUGAUAGCGAAAGAAUCAUCAAGAAAAAAGAAAAAAAAAACAUUCCUUUUUGAGGACUAUUAGUAAAAUUUUGGAUAGCUAUAAAGUUUCGUACAUUGGACACUAUUAGUUGUAGGUCUAUGACUAUUUUAGCAUCAGUGAAUACGUGUGAGCGAAUAUGUAUGAUUUGGGUUACAUGUUUAUCUAAUUAGUGAAAUAAUAAUUUUGAACAA